AUGUUCGAAGUCGUAUCUUCUCAAACAUUUGUUAGUAAGAAAGCAUCUCUUUCUUGUCCUGUGAUAACUUACAAUCAUCGCCGACUUAAAGGCUUCACGUUCAAAACAAUUCACCUUGCAAGCCUGAUAUCCUGUGGUUUGCUAUGUCAGAGAGACCCUCGAUGCGUUUCAACAAAUUUCAGAAAAGUUUUCAAAAGUGAAGGAACCUGUGAGUUGAACGACAGAGGAGUUCUCCUUACUGGGAAAGGAAACGAAUUGGAAUACGACGAAGAAGCAAUUUACACUCAAUUUUACGACACGAAGGUAACAAAAAAAUCUCGAUAAAAGACCAAGAAGAAGGUGUUAUUGACUCCUCGAGACACUUCUCUUUCAUUUGUGGUAUCUUUCUCAUAAAAUCGUCAUAUUUCGACGACAGAUGUGAAAACUUUCCAUCUGUCAUAUUUUUCUUUGAAUGUUUUUAUCGUUUGGUCCUAAAGUAGUUUGACGUGUAUGCGGGUAAAAUGGUGAUUUUUCAUCUUCUUCCUUUAGAGGCGAAUAGACUACAUUUCAUUGAGUGCUGAUAAUCAAAAUGGUCUAUGGUCAUUCAAAAUAAAAUAAGCAAUUUUUCCAGAUAACUGGUAAUUUAAAUCUCAGUAUCAUUGGAUUCAAUGUAUGCAAACUGCUCCGAAGCUCAAUAAAGUUAAAUAUUUUUUAAGUUGAAAGUUCUUAAAUAAAUUGAGGUGGACCGAAAGUAGGUCAUACGGAUUUAGUACACAAAAUUCAGUAUAAAAUUUAGCUUGAAGCUAAAACUUUCAAGAUGUAUCUAAAGGCCUUCAAUUAGCUCACUUGUGCAGUCUCCAUUCGGUGAUGAACCCGGAAGACUAAGUGAUCUUCCGAUAAAAUAAAAAAUGAAUGAUUUUUUGUUUUCAGUACCACUGUCAGGCCUUCAAGGAAGAUCUAAAAGUCGUCAACUGCAAAUGUAAGUAGCGUUGGUUUGAAGGGUAUCCUUGAGAUUAAAGUCAACGACUUCGUGGUUAAAUUACAAUGAGUUACUUGUCCCAGCUGCUUCUUGUCUCUCCGCUAAUAGGUGCGGAGUCUGCCGUCCUCGCGAACCUUCGCGGACCCUCACAAACAUUCCCGAACCUGCUUGAAACAUUUCGAUUCUUACAUUUUCCUUAAAAGUCCUCGAAUGUUGUCAAAAAAAUUGCCAAGGAAAAUGUUGCCUAGUUUACUUCUAAAUUAAAGUAAAAAUCAAGGCUUUAAUUCCCAUGAGUGACCAAGACAGAAUUUCUCCUUACAAUAACCAUACAAUAUCAAUCAGACAGGUGAUGAGAAUAAUGAAGAAUAUAAGUUUGAGGAUUUUCUAGUUGAUCCAGUACCAAAUUCUCAGAACUAGCAUCAUAAGAGUUGUAUAGCAGACAGUAAGGAGAAUUACUAAUGAGAUUUUGGGCACUAAAGGGUAAAGGAAACAAGAACCUACUGAAGAGGCCGAGGACACUCACUGCGUUAUUCACAAUUUCAAAUGCCGAUGUGCCUACCAAAUACACCGCGAAAACAUGAUAGCGUUGAGUCAUCAAUGGGAAGCAAUUUAAACAAAUCCAGAAAAUAGACAAGGCAAACUUCAGGGAUCCAAAAACGAUUGGAUACUCCAAAGGUGCCGCGAAUUUUCAUUUGUAGUAGAGCUUCGACCAUCACUUGUAAGUCGGAGAGAUUUAACUCACGUGAAAGUUUUUAUCGUUAUCAAAUUUUUUUAUCAUAAUGCUUGAGAUAAAGUGGGAGGGUGAGACUGCACUUACUUUUACAUUUCUAUUCAAACGUUUUCAAAAUCCUCCUUUUAUUUCUAUUCAACCGUUCUCAAAAUCCUCCUUUGUUCUAUGAUAAACAAAUCAAUGUCCGUGCGAUUGCAUUUGUCUGUCUCAAUUUCAGGUGCGGAAUCACCAAAAGCCCCAGUUCCCCUCGGCAUGGAAAGCGGUGCUAUUUUUGACUCACAGAUCACCGCUUCUUCCGUGUAUAAUGAUAACCUUGCCGCACGGAAUGCUAGAUUACAUUUUAAAGGAUCCGAAAACCCGCUUAGACGUGCUGGCUGGGUAGCUGGAGUGAAAAACACUAACCAAUGGCUGCAAGUGGAUCUUCAGCAAACCACAAGGGUAAUAGGCAUAGCGACGCAGGGGAGACAUGAUUUCGAUCAGUGGGUUACUAAAUACAAGCUGCAAUAUGGCGAUGAUGGACAAACUUUCAGAGUUUACAAGCGAAACGGAGACAUAUCAGACACGGUAUGAAAAAAUAUGCUUAAUUGAAAAAACCUUUUUGCGGAGAAAAAGUCCCCCAUGAGGAAUAGAACCUUUUUGUAUUCUGCAUUCUAAUUUUCUUCCACUGAGCCACAAAGCAGUUACACUAGGCUGGGCCAUAUACUCUCUGUCAUUGAACCAACAGAAAAGCAUUCACGAAAGUUAUAGGUUAAGAGUAACUCGUACUGUAAAAACGUACGUGCGUACUUACGCUCGUUAAUUUUACGCCCAAAUAUAUUCUACUCAGGUUUUUCCAGGAAACAAGGACAGAGACACAGUAGUUUACCACGAUCUUAA
Messenger RNA from Pocillopora meandrina, 2564 nucleotides. The record is from the annotation of a GenBank genome assembly. NCBI's taxonomy places the organism in Eukaryota, Metazoa, Cnidaria, Anthozoa, Scleractinia, Pocilloporidae.